AUGGCCAGGCAGCGCUGGGCCGGCCGAUGCGCGGCCCUGGCGGUGCUCCUGGCAGCCUGGUCCCUGCCCCGAGGAGGCAGCGCCGGGCGGCUCUUCCUAAACGAGUGGGCAGCGGAGAUCCCUGCCGGCCUCGACGCUGCUAGAGCCAUCGCGGACGAGCUGGACUACGACCUGGUGGGGCAGAUUGGAUCACUGAAAAACCACUACUUAUUCAGACAUAAAAGUCACCCAAGAAGAUCCCGAAGAAGUGCUAUUCAUAUCACUAAGCGACUUUCUGAUGAUGAGCGAGUGUCUUGGGCAGAGCAGCAGUAUGAAAAAAAGCGAACUAAGCGUGCCUCCAUGAGAGACUCAGCAGAAAGUCUUUUCAAUGACCCUAUGUGGAAUCAGCAGUGGUAUCUGCAAGAUACAAGAAUAACUCCAUCCCUGCCCAAACUGGAUCUCCAUGUUAUUCCUGUGUGGCAGAAAGGAUUUACAGGCAAGGGAGUUGUCAUCACAGUCCUAGACGAUGGAUUGGAGUGGAAUCACACGGACAUCUAUGCCAAUUAUGACCCAAAGGCAAGUUAUGAUUUCAAUGACAAUGAUCAUGAUCCCUUUCCCAGAUACGACCCAACAAACGAAAACAAACAUGGGACACGGUGUGCAGGAGAAAUUGCCAUGCAAGCCAACAACAGAAAAUGUGGUGUUGGAGUAGCCUACAACUCCAGGGUUGGAGGUAUACGAAUGCUGGAUGGAAUAGUCACUGAUGCUAUUGAGGCCAGUUCAAUUGGUUUCAAUCCAGAACAUGUGGAUAUUUACAGUGCAAGCUGGGGCCCUAAUGACGACGGUAAAACUGUGGAGGGACCUGGGAGACUGGCACAAAAGGCUUUCGAGUAUGGGAUAAACCAGGGCCGAAAUGGGAAAGGCUCCAUUUUCGUGUGGGCUUCAGGGAAUGGAGGCCGUCAGGGUGACAACUGUGACUGUGAUGGUUACACUGACAGCAUCUACACCAUCUCCAUUAGCAGUGCUUCUCAGCAAGGACUUUCUCCCUGGUAUGCAGAGAAGUGCUCUUCAACUCUGGCCACAGCAUACAGCAGUGGGGAUUAUACUGAUCAAAGAAUUACAAGUGUUGAUCUUCACAAUGAAUGUACAGAAACUCACACAGGGACCUCUGCAUCCGCACCUCUGGCAGCAGGAAUUUUUGCUCUGGCACUGGAAGCAAACCCAGGUCUAACAUGGAGGGAUAUGCAGCACUUGGUAGUAUGGACCUCAGAAUAUGAUCCACUGGCUGGAAAUCCAGGAUGGAAAAAAAAUGGAGCAGGACUGAUGGUCAACAGCCGAUUUGGGUUUGGGCUACUCAACGCCAAUGCCUUGGUGGAUUUAGCUGAUCCCAAAAGAUGGAAACAUGUACCAGAAAAGAGAGAGUGUAUUGUCAAAGACAAGAGCUUUGAACCCAGAUUAUUAAGAGCAAAUGAAGAAGUCAUCAUUGAAAUUCCCACAAAAGCCUGUGAGGGUCGAGAGAACUCCAUUGCAUCUCUAGAGCACGUGCAGCUCGAGGCAACGAUUGAGUAUUCCCGCAGAGGUGAUCUUCAUGUCACUCUGGUUUCUCCAUCAGGGACCAGCACUGUCUUACUGGCUGAGAGAGAGAGAGACAAAUCUCCAAAUGGCUUCAAGAACUGGGACUUCAUGUCUGUCCACACAUGGGGGGAAAAUCCAGCAGGCACCUGGAUUUUAAGAAUUACUGAUAUGUCCAGAAGAAUACAAAAUGAGGGGAGGAUUGUAAACUGGAAAUUGAUUUUGCAUGGCACCGCUACCCAGCCCGAACACAUGAAGCAGCCACGUGUGUAUACAUCCUACAAUGCUGUGCAGAAUGACAGAAGAGGAGUAGAGAAGAUAACAGGCCUUGUAGAGGACCAUACCACACUGGAGAGCCUGAGUGAGAAUCCCAAAGCCACAGAAGACACCAGCAGCAGCAGUGACAAAGCAGAAGAUAAAAUUCCAUCAGAGGCCAUGCUGCAUUUACUACAAAGUGCUUUUAGCAGACAGAUGGACCAGAAAGAACUGCCAGAGAAGACUGCAAAUGAGAAGUUAAACAUUCCAUAUGAACACUUCUAUCAAGCCCUCAAAAAAUUGAACAAGCCCUCCCAGUUGAGAGGCUCAGAAGAAAGUCUGUACAGUGACUAUGUUGAUCUUUUUUACAGUGCCAAACCUUACAAGCAUAGAGAUGAUAGACUGCUGCAAGCGUUGGUAGAUAUCAUAAAUGAAGGAAAUUAACUGUAGGGUAUGGCACUGAGUUGGAAAUAUUUGUUCUCCCCAUCUGUAGUUUUUUUCCAAAAUCUGUGUAUGCUCUAGUUGUAUGAUUGCUGCUUUGAUUGCUUCAUAUUUAAGACAAAUAUCAAGGAAGGGAAAAAAUGAGUGCAAAGGGAUAAGGCAGGAAAAUCACACUUUUUUAAUAUUAUCUUUUUUCAAAACCUUUCUUCAGAGUAGA
Messenger RNA from Prinia subflava (tawny-flanked prinia), 2464 nucleotides. It is a transcript of the gene PCSK1, whose product is annotated as proprotein convertase subtilisin/kexin type 1. The record is from RefSeq and is a predicted model, not a curated record. Bases 1 to 2250 code for a protein of 749 amino acids. Gene Ontology annotation, molecular function: serine-type endopeptidase activity. Gene Ontology annotation, biological process: peptide hormone processing. NCBI's taxonomy places the organism in Eukaryota, Metazoa, Chordata, Aves, Passeriformes, Cisticolidae. Gene Ontology annotation, cellular component: neuron projection; membrane. The transcript has 14 exons.